Somion occarium is the source of this 1308-nucleotide messenger RNA. Lineage: Eukaryota; Fungi; Basidiomycota; Agaricomycetes; Polyporales; Cerrenaceae. The record is from the annotation of a GenBank genome assembly.
GACUACGUAAGCGCUCACUCUAAUUUCUUGCCACAACCUGCAGGCCUGGUGCUUGGAACACAACAUUUAUCUCCAAUACACUCAUAUUCUCGUGUCUGCUUAUAUCUUCGUGAAAAUCACUGCUCCUUGAUAUGCGAAGCUGGUUGGAACAUUGGCUAGCUGUUUGUUACAUUACGUUCGUUCUAAUGACCUCCGGUGGACUAGUAACUGCACAACAAGCUUCUUCGCCUGCACGAAUUCUCAUAUUCUCUGCUACGUUGGAGUUUCGACAUGAUUCCAUCCCGACAGCAAUACAGGCUAUGAAAGACCAAGGGUCGCGGUACAAUAUACAGUUUGACAAUACUGAAGACAAGACAUGGUUUUCGGAUGGUCGAAUUAACCAGUAUGAUGCUCUAGUGUUUCUUGACAAUACUGGCGAAGUGCUCGAUGAUGAGGGUCAAAUUGCGUUCCAGGACUAUGUGAAUGCAGGCGGAAACUUUGUCGGGAUCCAUUCUGCAUCAGACUGUCUUACGAACUCGUCUUUCUUUGAGAAGGAACUUGGGGCACAUUUCGACUACCACCCAGAGAUAACCAACGCGACAGUGAACGUUCUUGAUCAUUCGCAUCCAAGCACGAGCCUACUGCCGGAUAGGUGGCAGGUCUUUGAUGAGAUGUACAACUUCAAGUCGGACCCUCGCAGCUUAGGGGCGGUUGUUCUCCUUUCUGCAGAUGAAUCGACCUAUUCCGACCCUGGACCUCGUAAAUUCGACCAAGGCACUCCUCAUCCAACUGCCUGGUUCCAAGAGCAUGGUGCUGGUGUAGAGGAAGGCGGAAUACAAGGUCGAAGUUUCUAUACAAGUUUAGGACACACAAAUGAGACGUGGCAGGAUGACUUGUUUCUUUCUCAUGUGAUGGGUGGCAUUUCCUGGGUCCUGCAAUCAAACACGACGAGGGUAGCCAACUCCAGUGCUCAGAUUGGCUCAGGGUCCAGUACUGCGACUCCUGCGUCAACAGGUCCUUUGUCGACUUCAUCGGGCAGUGCCGCAACUGACGUGCCCUCACCUUCAGGUGCUCAACCUAUUACGUUAGCAUGGAUGUCUGCGCCUUUUGUUUUGGCUGUUAUUGCGAUAGGUGUAUCUGUGAUGUUUCAGUGACACCCAUUUGUGUUCAUGUACAGUAGACCCUAUCGAUUGGCACGAUAUAUAUCAUGACCUUGGAGGUUGGACAUUAUUGAUGUAUACGACUGUCUUUUGCAUCUGUAUGCACACCAUGUUGUACUUGCACAAAAUUUAUCUCCGACGUUUUCCAGCGCUUCCCAUUUAUGUUCAU